Molecule: messenger RNA, 1807 nt
Organism: Limanda limanda (common dab)
Lineage: Eukaryota; Metazoa; Chordata; Actinopteri; Pleuronectiformes; Pleuronectidae
Gene: ctdspl3
Product: CTD (carboxy-terminal domain, RNA polymerase II, polypeptide A) small phosphatase like 3
Exons: 11
Coding region: 159-1346 (395 amino acids)
Molecular function (GO): phosphoprotein phosphatase activity
Source: RefSeq, a predicted model, not a curated record
CGCGGGGCUGAUCGGGGCGGGCGGAGUCAACUCUUGAAAGCGCUGAAGCCUGGUGGAAUAAAGCAAAACAAAAAGAAACCGAGACAGAAGCGGCAUCACCGACUGGGAGGAGGAGGUUUGCUUGUUUAUUGGUUUCCAGUCUCGUAUGAAGAAAGAAGAUGAGACUCAGGUCUCACAAGACGACCUCCCCGGACACCCCGAGGAGGACCAACCCCCGCCCGGCCGCCGUCAAAGCGACCCCGAGACGAGCCCGCCCGCCGGUGCCUGAGAGCCCGCUGCCGGUGCCUGAGAGCCCGCUAGUGGUGCCCGAGAGCCCGGUACCAGUAGUGACCCAGGUUGAAGAAACUUUGGAUACAGAAUCCCACCACUCAGACGAUGAAGUUCCCACCAUGGUGAGGCGGCGGCUUCCUCGCGGCCGAGCCAGGAAGAGAGCCAUCGCUGUGGAGGACAGAGAAACCGAUUUGUCUUUCAAGACUCCGGUCAGACCCGCCCUGCGUCCCGAGCGCAUCCUGUCCGAGAUCGACCCGGGGUCCCCCAGCAACUCGACAGCCAGAAACAUUUACUCGCCCAUUGUGCGUUUCCUCACACCCAGCAAAGAGAAUUCGAAUGGUACUAGAAAGAGCAUUUUGUUGAGUCCAGAACAAGGUGUGUUUGGUUUCGGCUCCGAUGAACUUCUGGCCGGAGUUGAGGACGAGGACGUCUUCAACCCAUUUACCUUCAUCAAGAACAUACCGUCACAGUCUAGUAGAGAUUAUUCCCCCCCGCGACUCAGAGACAUUCCCCCCAAGACCAGGAGCACUCCAGAGGCCACGCUGGUGCUCGACCUGGAGGAGACGCUGAUGUUCAGCUCUCUGAACGCGGUCGAAGGAGCAGAGUUCACCUUCAACACGGCGUUCCAGGACAAUCAGUACAAGGUGCACAUGAUCCUUCGACCACAUCUGAAAGAGUUCCUUCAGUCCAUGUCAAAAGUCUAUGAGCUGUUUGUUUACACAUGUGCAAAGAAGGAAUACGCUGAGAAGAUUCUGGACGUUCUGGACCCGCAGAGGAAACUGUUCCGACAUCGACUGUUUCAGGAGGACUGCGCCUGCAUCCUCGGCCACUACAUCAAAGACCUCAGCGUCCUGGGAAGAGACCUGGCGAAGACCGUGGUCCUGGACAACGCUCCACACACCUACCCGUACCACCUGAUGAACACGAUUCCCAUUAAGAGCUGGACCGGAGAGUCCGCGGACAGAGAGCUCCACAAACUCGUCUCCUACAUGGAGAAACUGUCUGCAGCGGAGGACUGUCGGGAGGUGCUGAAGAAGAGGAAGGAUCAUUUCCACAGGCUGCUGUCGGAGGACUGACCCCCCCGCCUCUCGUCCACACACACACACACCCUCACUUUCAACUACUUUACGUGACUUUCACAGCUUGUGUUUGCAUUCGUGUUGUGCUUUGUUUAAAAAAAAAGUGAAAAUGAAACCAUUUAGAAUUGGGCGCCCUGAGGCCCGUUGUGUUGUGAACACACUCGCCCUCCACCGUCCUCCCUGAUGACUUAAAAGGACGAGACGUUGGUAUUUCAAACAUGCUGCUGGUCGUUCAUCACCUCCAACUCUUUUGUCCAAGACUCAUUCCACAGGCCAGUAAACUGCCCCCCACUGUUUGUGUUUAUUCUUGAGAAAAAAACUUGAAAUAUGUUGUUUAUAGAAAUUAUCUUUUAUUUAUUGAUUAAAUGACUAAUCAAUGGCUGUUAUCUCUGUAUAUUUUUUUUAUGCAAUAAAAUUGCCCUAAUAUUAACGGGAGAAUAAAUCACUGAAAUCAUCAA